AUGACUUCUCCCUCCUACCCCAAAACAGCCGUAAACAAAUUGGGCCGUCUGCCAAACAGAGGCACCUACGACUACCAAACCAUCCACACCCUCAUAAACCGCACGCCCAUCCUCCACGUCUCCUUCACCGACCCAGCCCACCCCUUCCCCGUUGUCCUCCCCAUGCUCGGUUGCACAGGCAACUACUCCUCCCCCAACGACGUCCCCAGCCAAGACAUCUACCUCCACGGCUACAUUUCCGGUCGCCUCUUCAAAAAAUCCGCUGCUGGAUCCUCCCUUCCACAACAAUCACAACAACAACAAGAAGAAGAAGAACAAAACGAGCAAGGUCUUCCUAUUACCAUUGCAGCAUCAAAUCUCGACGGCCUAGUCCUAAGCCUUACCCCAUUCCACAAUUCGUGCAAUUACCGGUCUGCGGUCGUGUACGGGUAUGCGAGUCUGGUCGAGGAUGAAGAUGAGGCGCUGUGGGCUAUGCGCGAGAUUACCGAGAAUAUGUUGCCGGGGAGGUGGGAGGGGAGUCGGGUGCCGCCGACGAAAGCGGAGGUGAAGAGUACGGGGGUGAUUAGGGUGAGGGUUGUUUCGGCUUCGGCGAAGAUUAGGACGGGGGGUCCGAGUGAGGAUCGGGCGGAUUUGAAGAAUGCGGAGUUGGUGAAGAAGACUUGGACGGGGGUUGUGCCGUAUUGGGGGUCGUGGGGGGAGCCGGUUCCGGGGAAGGAGAAUGGGUGUGAGGAGGUGGAGGAGUAUAUUGAGAGGUGGAGGGUGGGAGAGAAUAGUAGGGGAAGGCAGGAGGCGUUUGGUGCAACUGCGGAGAAGUAA
This is a messenger RNA of Bipolaris maydis ATCC 48331, 816 nucleotides long. RefSeq lists its product as uncharacterized. NCBI's taxonomy places the organism in Eukaryota, Fungi, Ascomycota, Dothideomycetes, Pleosporales, Pleosporaceae. The record is from RefSeq and is a predicted model, not a curated record.